Messenger RNA from Anguilla anguilla (European eel), 1692 nucleotides. It is a transcript of the gene bloc1s4, whose product is annotated as biogenesis of lysosomal organelles complex-1, subunit 4, cappuccino. Lineage: Eukaryota; Metazoa; Chordata; Actinopteri; Anguilliformes; Anguillidae. Gene Ontology annotation, cellular component: BLOC-1 complex. The record is from RefSeq and is a predicted model, not a curated record. The coding region runs from base 85 to 756 and encodes 223 amino acids. The transcript is spliced from 5 exons.
CGACGUUUACAGUUUAUCCACGUGAUUGAGUCAGCUGGACGACAAACAGGGUACAGAAGGAAAGAAAGAGAUCGACGAAGUAAAAUGGAUUUACGAAUAGGUGGAUUGGGGCAGCUGUCUCCGCUGGAAGAGUCCAGCGCCGAGGUGAGCAGAGACAGCGGUGUUGUGUCCCAGAGCGAAAGCAGUUUGUCGAUGGUGAGCGAAGGACUCAGCAGCGGCACGGUCUCGCAGAGUCAGAGCUUCAGUGCGGUGGUCUCUCAGCCUGAACAGGGGGACGAAGACGAACAGUUGCUGCUGCUGCAGCAAACUGCACAUAGUUAUUCCUCUUACAUCAGGGCCACUGCAACCGAUGAGAUCCACAGUUUAGAGAAGAGCUUGGAAGAAAUGCUGACUCGUGUGGACGAGUUCGUUGGAAUGCUUGACAUGAUCCGGAAUGACACAUCUCAGGUUGUCAAUGAAAAUCUACCUCAAAUUCACAAAAAAUCUGAAGAAAUGAGAGAAAUUUACAGAAAAAUUGAUAAACUUGAGGCUUUUGUGAAGAUGGUUGGCAUCAAUGUCAAUGCAAUGGAGGAGCAAGUUGCGCAAGCAGAGGGUGAACAGGGCACUCUCCCUGGAGCAUUCAAGAAGAUAUUCCGCACAAUGAACGUCCCCGGAUUUCUGAACAAGCCAGUGAGCCCACGAAGGCAACAGCAGCACCAUCAGGAGCCCUCUGUAUUCAGGACUGAGGAUUACUUCACAUCACAUGCAGAUCAUUGACAGUGAUCCCAGCACAGAAACUUCAUUUCCCACUUCCACCACCGGGGAAAUGCUCUUUUUAUCAGUGCUCGACUGCCUGGACGUUGGAGGCAAUAACACAUAUCCUUCGGAAGAUCGUGUGGUCUUUGGUGCAGAGCUUUUAACAAGCAAUACUGUCCUUUUUAGCAUUCGCAGAUGUGCAGCUUAUCGAAGUCCCUGAGUCCGCCGGUGUAGCGAACAAAGAAUCUGGACCUUGCACUCCGAGCAGCCAACUUUGUGUAGCCAAACAUUAUCGUUGAUUUUAAAUGGUUUGUUUACUAAGAUCCUGUGCAGAAAGUGCCUGCCUUUUUUGUCUGUUAAAACCCCCUCUGCCUCAGUGUAAAGAGAAGUCGGUAUUGAUGUGGUUGGAGGGAUUGGUGCGAUGGACUCCUUAAACUGGCUGCAGAUGGACUAACAGGGCAAAUUGGCCUAACUGGGUGGAUAGUACAGUACAUGGAACUGUAAACCUGCGCAACACUUAAUUGUACAAGUAAUUUCUGCAGAAAUUGACUUUAAUAUGAUAUUUGACAUGUAAAGGAACUUUUCACAAUUUCCAAAUGAGCAAUUUCCAAAUAAAUGUUUUAGUACUUACUGGUGUAUAUAGGCAUACGUGUUGUUUGUUUUAUAUACCUAAAUGUUGAGCACAUUGCCAUUCUGUUUAUACAUUUUAAAUUGAUGCAUUUACUAGUAUUGAGUUAAUGAUAAAAUAUUAUUUCCACUUUUCCUUUAUAGAAGAUUCUAAUCCACAGCUUGUGUUUGUGCGCAUGCAUUUUCGGCUUUGUUCACAUUUCUCAUCCUCAUUGUACGCUUUUGGUAAAUUCAAACAUAGUACUCUCAUUGCUGUUGAUAAUCUAUCAUUGAUGUACAUACUAAAUACUAAAUAAAGUCAUGUCUUUUUAUUGCAGUCUCAACAAUUCA